CUCUCUCUCUCUUCAAUUUUAGUCUUCUCCGUUGAACAGCAGGUAAGGUAAGGCCCCUAACACAUUUCUUUCCUUCUCCAUUUCUCUCUCUUGUCUACAAAAAAUGUUUGUGUCAACUCUUCUAGUCUACAAAAAUUUAUUUGAAUUUAAAGCAAAUUAAUAUACCAAAAAAAGUCCCAUUUCGGUUCAUUAUAAAAACAGAUGGUGAAGAAAGUGGGAGGAGGAGGCACUACCAAUGCCAACAAAAUUAAUGUUUCCAUCAAGUCUCAGGAUGGUGACACAAUCUUUUUUCGGGUUUCUCGGCACAAGAGUAUACAAGAUAUGCUUAAAGUUUACUGUCAACAGAAAAAUUUCAAAUAUAGUGAGAUGUCCUUUAUUCACGAGGGAAAUCGAAUCCCAAGGACAAAGACUGUCUUUGAGCUUGGCAUAGAAGAUGGAGACGAGAUAGAUGCAAUGAAACAUCAAGGUGGAGGUGGCAACCCAAUGGCUUCUACUACCUAAUUUUGUUGUAAAAAUACUACAUUUAUGUAGUGGAGCUCUAUUAACAACCGUGGCUAGCUUUCUAAUUUUCUUAGAGGCUUCAAACUCUUAUGUUUAUUUGAAAGUUUGCAAUAUUAUAUUUUAGUAUUUCAAACUCAUAAA
Messenger RNA from Salvia miltiorrhiza (redroot sage), 642 nucleotides. RefSeq names its product small ubiquitin-related modifier 1-like. The record is from RefSeq and is a predicted model, not a curated record. Lineage: Eukaryota; Viridiplantae; Streptophyta; Magnoliopsida; Lamiales; Lamiaceae. The transcript is spliced from 3 exons. Gene Ontology annotation, cellular component: nucleus. The coding region runs from base 202 to 501 and encodes 99 amino acids. Gene Ontology annotation, biological process: protein sumoylation. Gene Ontology annotation, molecular function: protein tag activity; ubiquitin-like protein ligase binding.